AUGUCUUCAAGUGUCCCUCAAACUCAAAACUUGUUGGAUCGUUGUGUAACAGCCCUUCAUUGGGCUGGAAUGGGCUUUAGACCUUCAAAAUCACGAAGCAUUGUUAUAGCUAAUGGAAAAGUUUUAGAUGAGUCUCCUUUUUGUGUCCUGCAAAAACCAAUCCCAUCUAUUCACGCAAACCCAGUUAAGUUUCUCGGCCGGACGAUAAAUUCAACAUUGUCAGAUUUAGCUGUUGUCCAACAGGUUAUUGUUAACGCUGUAGAGCAGGUCAAACUCAUAGAUAAGUCUUCUCAUAGAGGCAUUCACAAAGUUUUGUAUUCCGCUUCAUCGCCAUGCCCGUUACCUUUAAAAAGUCUAUCUUCCGUACUAAAAUCUGCUAAGAUCAGCGGUUAUCUUCUCCUCCGAGAUUCAGCUGAUCCUCUGGUCUCAGGCUCUCCUCCAGACUUUAAGGCUGGACACUGGAAGGUAGAUCAAACAGUAAAAUCAGCAGAGAGUCAACUCGAGUUUAAGAAAAUACUUGGUUUCCACCAGUUUGAUGUUGUGCAGGACAAUGAGGAAGACAUCUAUUAUGCUCGAGCCGUUCAGCUUCAUGUCAAAGGUAACUGGACUAAUGGUGCUUGUUUAUUAAAUACGAUCUUUCUUGGAAGAACCUACUGUCUCUGCCGCAAAGUUUAUCUUCGUUUUGCAUCGUCGCAACCUAUGACACACUUCCUUCUCCUACAAAUCUUGUCAAGUGGGGGUUGCACCCUAUGUAAAAAACCCUCUUGUAACGUGUCCCACAUUUUAGGCGCUUGUAAAUUAUACCUUCCACAAGGUAGAUUCAUGUACCGCCACGACACUGUUCUACGUGUGUUAGUGACAGCCAUUCAGAACUUCUUAUACGAUUAUGAGCCAGCAAAACCAUCUAGAUGUCAUAAAAUAUCCUUUGUUCCAGCUGGUAAACGUCUUCCCACCAAAAGGCGUUCUAAAAUUCAAGGUAUCCUUCACCUGGCCUCUGAUUGGAGAUUAUUGUCACACUUAGAUUCAACCUUAACCCUUUCACUCCCAGCUAUUUUUCCCCUAUAUUCCCAGAGCAUUUUCUUUGGAAUUCAACCUUACUAA
This is a messenger RNA of Hydractinia symbiolongicarpus, 1101 nucleotides long. RefSeq lists its product as uncharacterized. The record is from RefSeq and is a predicted model, not a curated record. The coding region runs from base 1 to 1101 and encodes 366 amino acids. The transcript has 3 exons. NCBI's taxonomy places the organism in Eukaryota, Metazoa, Cnidaria, Hydrozoa, Anthoathecata, Hydractiniidae.